AUGUCUCUAUAUCCGACGUUCUAUCACGUGGGCCAGGCGACGGCCAGUGUCUACAGUGGUCUGCUCUCAGCGAUGGCAAUCUACAAUCUUCAAAAACAUAAAGACCAGACAGAGCAGGCGGCACAAUACUCGAAUAUAGCCGCCAACCAACUACACAAGACGCGAACAACACAGACAAGCGGAGCUUUGGCGACCUUGUCCUCCCUCGGGUCAGCUGUGUAUCUUGCAGCAACCCAGGAAUCCGAUUCCAAAACGACCAUGUUCCUGUUAAGCUCAGUGAAUUCGCUCUGUAUGGCGCUGGCGUAUAGACACCUAACAAACUUUUGGCACGGUAAGGCAAAGGUGCCUCUGAUGACUGACUACAACGACGGCAUUACGAUUUCCAACAGACUUCGAUAUUUCCUGAUUGGUUUGUCUGCAAGCUGGGCGCUCAUCGCAGUUGUUUAUCUCUGGGAAACCAACUCAGGGUAA
Molecule: messenger RNA, 471 nt
Organism: Exophiala mesophila
Lineage: Eukaryota; Fungi; Ascomycota; Eurotiomycetes; Chaetothyriales; Herpotrichiellaceae
Exons: 2
Coding region: 1-471 (156 amino acids)
Source: RefSeq, a predicted model, not a curated record